Oncorhynchus masou masou (cherry salmon) is the source of this 560-nucleotide messenger RNA. Its product is annotated as nucleolar protein 58-like. The coding region runs from base 99 to 560 and encodes 153 amino acids. The record is from RefSeq and is a predicted model, not a curated record. The transcript is spliced from 3 exons. Lineage: Eukaryota; Metazoa; Chordata; Actinopteri; Salmoniformes; Salmonidae.
UAUCUACUAGUUAAUUGAAACGUAGAUUGCUUGUUAAAUUAGAACAUUUGUUAAAUUGAUACUAUUGAUACUAUUGCACUAGGCUAAUCUCCCAGAGCAUGAGCUCACUAAACUCGACGGAGAUAGAAGCCCUGGUGAACGGAGAGGAAGAAGCUUUCAGGAUGAAAAGGGAGAAAGAGGACGCUAUCACAUUGAAAGAAGAAGAAGAGGAUGAUAUUACAGUGAAAGAGGAGGAAGUAGAAGCUUUCAGAAUCAAAAAGGAUGAAGAUGCCAUAACAUUGAAAGAAGAGGAAGAACCUUUUGGAGUAAAAGAGGAAGAGGCUAUCUCAAUUAAAGAGGAGGAGGAAGACGUUUUGGGAGUGAAAAAGGAAGAGACUGAAGAUCAGAUUAACACCAGAGAGAGACGUGACUAUUAUGGAUCCUCUGGGGAGCCUCAACAACAUCCUGAUGCUGACGAGACAGAGAAGAGUCUCUCCAGAUCAGAUCACCAGAUGGUACAGCUUGGACAACACAAGCCCUUCCUCCCUCACGGAGUCCCCAUGUCGUGCCUCUCCUGGUAG